GUGCCCUUGUUGUGGUGGUGGUGUGGAGACCAUGGAUGUGGGGAUUCUGGGGGCAACGAAGUUUGCUUUUGCUCGUGGGGGAAAUAAAUCGCCUAGUGGAUGGAUUGUGCGAUUGAUCGCUUGAAUUGCGAGCAUUCGGAGCUGUUGCUGCCCCUUUGAGGAGAAUUGUGGUGCAAUCGUGUGUGGCGUCCGAGAAUUUUCUACGCCAUACUUCUGCUUACGAAAACAUGCUGUAGUGGCUCCCAAUUUUGGAACUUGAAGAUCGCUAAACGUGAAUUAGAGGCCUUGACGUGAGCUUUACAAAUAUCAAGAAAUGUGGAUGUAUUUGAAGCUCACAGGCACCUUCCGAUAUACUAGAAACGCAUGUGCUACAGGGGACAGUUAGCACCAUAUUUGCCAUCCCAGGAGAAGGUGCAGUGGCUAACGCAGCCGCCAUAACACAUUGCGAAGCGUGCUCCUAGUUAAUAUGAAGAAAGUUUGUGAAGAGUGCCGCAGAAACUGCUUGAGGCUGCAUGGGGCGGAAGAGGAUGAUGUGCAUCCUAAUCUAUUAUGUACCCCAGGAGGGUCCGAAGCAGACAAAAAUGUCCAAACUGAUCGCCAUCCAUCAUUCCUGAAGACUAUGACAGAGAGUACUAUAGACACCUUGAAGUUACCAAGGUCUUUCUUAUUGGAUAAUUCGGGAAGACUUAGUGACAGUGUCAUCCUGGAGGGACCUUGCAGGGAGCAAUGGAGAGUAGAGUUGCAUGGUUAUGGUCAAAGCUUCAACGUCAGCUUUGGACAAGGUUGGAGUAAGUUUGUGGUGGAUCAUGUACUACAAGUUGGAGAUCACCUCGUUUUUUUCCUCUUACAAAAGUCUUAUUUCCAAGUGGAGGUAUAUGAUGGAUUUGGUGUUCAGAAAAGGAGUGCCCUUGAUGCCGUAAAUACUCCCUUGAAAACAAAUACCAAGAACGUCGACGUUGUCCAACAAAGCCUUGACCUAGACCAUGGAGUGGUUCAGACCGAGCAGAAGAAGCCUGAGAGUGCCACUCAGCCUGAGAAUGCCGCACAGCCUCUUAUCGAUUUGAUACAGUCGAGUGAGUCAGAGUCAAUGUUAAUGAGUGCGCGGAAAAUUGACAUGAUAAUAGCUGAGGCAUUAAGAUCUGAAGACUCAGGGCAUCCAAUAAUGAAGUCGCCGGAAGUUGAGAAGCGAAAGGUCUUGCCCCCACAUGUGUUGGUCAAUGGAACUGUCACAUCCAAACGGCGCCCCGUAACAGAGUUGGAGAAAGCAAGGGCUCUUCAGGCAGCGAGUUCUCUCGAACUUGUUAAACCCAACGUUUUGGUGGUGAUGACCAAAAGUCAUGUAUAUAGAGGUUUUCUUCUCAGUAUCCCUAAGCGGUUUUCGAAGGAUUGGCUGCCUUCAGAAACCAAGGAGGUUACCCUCACCAAUAAGAGCGGACACACAUGGCCUGCAAAAUGGCUUGCCUCGCAAGGAGGUUUAAGUGCGGGAUGGAGACGGUUUUCUCUUGACCAUCGUCUAGAAGAGCAUGACGUGUGUGUGUUGGAAUUGGUUGACAAGGCGAACCUUGUGCUGCUUGUUCAUAUUUUCCGAGUAUUAGGCAGUCCAGAAGAAGAUGAAGGACUCUACUUCCCUACUAACUCAGCCGUAAAAGCCUUUGAUGGUAAACGGAACAUCAGUAACUCCCCCCAAGUCCACGACGACCACAAAGGUGUUUCUCCUUACGGAAAUGGCUCAGAAAGUGAUAAAAAGGGCUCUGAACAUUCCUCGCGCGGCUCUGAUGGCCUAAAUGAUAAAAGCACCUCGGAACCAGAUAAGAUGACGAAUAGCCUAAAGCGCAAAAUCUGUGUUCUUGGAUUAGAAGCCUUACCUGACAAGACGAAAGCGUUGGGCGAUCAAAGUCAUCGGGAAACAGGCACCGCUGCCAUUCAUGAUGUCCAGGCAGCUGAACCUGACUUGGGCGUGAGAACUAGAGAUCCAUGUGGUGCAGAGCUCCGUCCAACUGCUGCACGGCAGGACUUGGUAGACUUUCGAUCCACACUUAUGAAAUUGACUAAGGAUUUGUUGGUAAAGAAUGGUGUAGGAAGUAUCGUCCCUGCUAAAGGUGUCCUUCCUGGGAAUCCUGCUGCAAAUGCUGAUGAUGUACAUGAGCAGCUCACAAAUUUUGUAGAUUUUCCAACAACUAAGAGGCAGCACACUUUACCGAGCGUUAGUCAAGAAGGGGACGGAAAAGACCAGAGUGGCGAGGAUAAUGCGAACCUAGCAGAUGCUCCAAUUCCUGAGCAGCAUACUCCGAGUGUUCGUCAUGAAAGACCGAGGAAAGAACUAGGCCAAGAGUAUAAAGUUGUACACAUCUACAAAGGACGAAGUGUAGGGACUAGUACCGAGUUCCUUGCAGAACUGGAGGGAUAUUCAGAGAGCAUUGUUUCUAAACUGCCCAGGGAUGACGAUACAGGGUUCUUGUGGGUUCCAAGUAAUCAGUUUUCAUGGGAUAUGCAAACUUGCUGCAUCGAGUGAUAGGACAGCGAAUCCGUCUUUUCGUGAACGUGGUUAAAUAUAUCACACUAGAUGGAACGAAUCUCUACCCAUCUAUUGCGGGUUUCCUACGUGCUGCAUUUUUGAAGUGUGAGCAAUUCUUCGAAUCUGCCGCUGCAUGCCCCAGGUUCGGAUUUUCACAGCAAAUAUAGACAUCUGGGAGCUAUGUCGAUGACCCAAUUGAAACUACAGCAUUACAAGAAACUGGAUUAACAGGAUCAUGAACUAAGAGAAACGAAAUGAAGGGCUCUUGUGUCUUACCACCUUCAUUCCAUCUGCAACGUCAAUGCCCUCCUGUGCGUCAGAAAUGGGUCCAUAGCACUAAACAUCGGUGAUCGCUCCAAGUCACUGUUAACUGAUGUUUACCGUUGCGUCCAUUUCAGUUCUUCUCCGCCAUUUGGAAUGACACAAGCUAGAUUUCUAAUGCGACUACUGAGAUCACAAUCUACUCUG
Messenger RNA from Physcomitrium patens, 2983 nucleotides. NCBI's taxonomy places the organism in Eukaryota, Viridiplantae, Streptophyta, Bryopsida, Funariales, Funariaceae. The record is from RefSeq and is a predicted model, not a curated record.